This is a messenger RNA of Suillus discolor, 2058 nucleotides long. Its product is annotated as MFS general substrate transporter. Lineage: Eukaryota; Fungi; Basidiomycota; Agaricomycetes; Boletales; Suillaceae. The coding region runs from base 198 to 1805 and encodes 535 amino acids. Gene Ontology annotation, biological process: transmembrane transport. Gene Ontology annotation, molecular function: transmembrane transporter activity. The transcript has 25 exons. The record is from RefSeq and is a predicted model, not a curated record.
GCUAUGGUUCUGCCAGUUCUGCCGGUAGAACUACCUUGAAAUAGUUCUUCCCACAACACUAACUUUUAUGCUAAAUACAGCUCGUCCAACUCGGAGACUACAUUGAAAAUUUGAACAGGGAUCGUAAAACGAUGCUUGAACGACGAUUUUAACUCUGGCAAGGCCUCACAAUCUGCGCUCCCCCGAAAUUAAAAAAGAUGCGUUCUCAUCAGGAUGUUAUAUCCCAGCAGCUGCAGUCAGAAAUAAAGGCAGAUGACUCAAUCAAAGUCGAUGUUAUCGAUGAGGUGGAUUUUGUCGCUUAUUACGAACAGAAUACUGGCCGUUUAGUAGUUGACCCCGAACAGGCGAAGGUCGAGUUUGGGGAGGUAAUGGCCUCUAGACUCAAGCUUAGCCCUGACGGGUUGAAGGUUCUCUGGCCUCAACCCGCUGAUGACCCGAACGACCCGCAAAAUUGGACAGAUUUCCGUAAGACUGUGCACCUGAUUAUCAUUACAAUGUCUGGAGUGGUACCUGACUUCGACGGUGGAAUUGGAAUCGCAUCGAUAUUUGGCCUCGCUCAAACUUAUGACACGACCUCGGGUGUCAUCAACGAUCUGACGUCAAACUGGGGCAUCUUCCUUCUGGGUUGGGGAGGCAUCUUCUGGGUCAUGCUCGUGAGACGGUAUGGUCGGUUGCCAGUACUCUUCUGGAGUCAGCUUUUUGCACUUGCAUUCUUGGUUGGUGCCACAUUGGCGCCGAAUCUAGCCACCUUCGCAGGGAUGCGAUGUUUGUCUGGAUUCUUUGGAACGUGUCCUCAGGUGACAGGUCUUUAUGUCGUGACGGAUAUCUUCCCCUUCCAUCUUCAAGCACGGAAGCUGAACAUCUGGACCUCGGGUUUUGUUAUAUCGCCUUUCUUAUCACCAUUUGUAUUUGGCUUCCUUGUAGCGCGUGCGAGCUGGAGAUGGGCCUAUGCUAUAGGAUCUAUCUACAACGCCAUCGUAUUACUUCUCAUUGCGUUUUUUAUGGAAGAAACUAUGUAUGAUCGUCACCUUGCAUCGAAGCCACUGCAAAUUUCUACGGGACUACGAUAUCGAUUUGAAACUUUGAUAGGCGUCACUGGGUACAAGAUGGCAAAAUACAGACCACGAUGGCCGGAAGUUCUAAUGGCAUCUUUGGAUGUCGCUUGGCGUCCUCAGUUUUUCUUCGUAGUUCUCUUUGAGGCAUUGGUCUUCGGGUUCUCGAUCGGUGUAAACACGACAAAUGUUGUUUUCAUGGGAUCUCCUCCUCCCGUCGGAUUUGGCUUCAGCCAAUAUGCCGUGGCUGGGGCGUAUGCGACUCCAAUUGUCGCCGUCCUUCUUGGCGAGUUCAUUGGACGUUACGUCAAUGAAUUCAUUAUGGACCUGCAUAUUCGCAAAAACGGUGGUUUCUUCGAGGCCGAGAGCCGCUUGUGGACCUGUUACUUAGCCAUGCCACUUUAUAUCUGUGGCUUUUUGAUGCUGGGCGCUGGGAUACAAAAUCUCAACAAAGCCGCUCUCAUCAUAGGCUGGGGCAUUGCAUUUGUUGCAAUCACCCUCAACACUGUUGCAGUGUACGCGUAUUGUAAUGACUGCUUCCCUCGCAGGGCAGGCGAAGUCAGUGCCCUCUUAAACUUUGCAAGAUCAGUGGGCGGUUUCGCAGUCGCAUAUUUCCAAGUCCCAUGGGCUACAAAAUCUGGAGCAUUGACGGUGUUCGGUGUUGAAACAGCGCUUGUGAUUGGCAUGUUUUUCAUCGCCGUUCCUAUGACACAACUGAAGGGGAGCUACUUCCGAGCACGUUUUGCCUUAUGAUUGGCACUUGACCGCUUCUCGAUUUCAUAACCAGAAGAAUCGUUUAGAGUCAGACAUAUAUGCCACUGCUUCCUUUGUUGUACAUCCAAAUAUUUACCAUAUACUUAAUAUUCAUAUCAACCCAUAGCACCUUUCAGCAGCUUUAAUAAUCCGCGGCAAAUCGCUUCAUCACAUACUCUUCCACCUAUUCCGUCACCAUUGACAUCAAUUCCCAUUUGUCACCUGGAAGGCAAACCAACUCACCGACACGGGU